CGCGCUGAGUAAUCGUUACAGAGAGAUCGUGUCGACCACAGCAAGUGAUUCUCGUGGAGAAAAGUAAAGUAACCGCUAUGUCUGAAUUAGAAAAUGAAUUGAAGCGCUUGCUAAAAAAUCAUAAUUUGGAGAUCAAAGAUGAUCGGCUCCGUCUUAUCUAUAGACUUUCACGUAUAAUUUGUCACUGGUCGAGUGAUCUUCCAAAUCUGCAAGCUUUGAUCAAAGAUGAAUCCAUUAUCGAAAAUCUUCUCUUGGAUUCUGUGGAUUGCGUGGGAGAAGAAUUCAUCAGAUUUGUGGCUCUCACCGGCUACAGAGACGUGCCCCGACUCGACGAGGACGGACAGCCUAUAAAGAUUCGCACCACACCGCUGCAUCUCGUGGCUCUACGCGAGACAUUGGACUACAGUAACGUAAUCCGUAAUCUGUUUGAAAUCUAUAACAGUUUCGACGUGAAUUACAUCGACGACGAGUCGGGCCUCACGCAUUUCCAUGUGGCCUGUAAAUACGGUUUUAUCGACGUGAUCCGGAAAUUCCUCGAGCUCUGCAAGGCCGUCAAUCUCAUCGAGCCGGCAUUGCUUGGAUACCACAGAGACGUGACCGAGCUGUUGCUGAGACACUGCGCCGAUCCAAAUGAGGUAGAGAUCGACGCCCGGGACAGCGAUAACUACACGCCGCUCAUGAUGGCUCUGCACGGCAAAAAGUGGGAGCUGGUCGAGCUGCUUUUGCAACUCGGCGCAAAUCCGAAUCUGGCCGACGCCGGGGGGUGGACUGCUCUGCACUGGAUUUGCAGCAGAGGGAAUACGGAGUGCGCGAAGAUGCUGCUCGAGCGCUGCCACGCGAGACAUCGGCCGCUGUGGUUCAACGCCCGGGACAAGGGUGGCAACACGCCGCUGAUCAUUGCUCUGCGGCGUCGCGAUUGGGAGCUGGCCAAGCUGCUUUUGCAACACGGCGCCAAUCCAAAUCUAGCCAAUAUCAGAGGACUGACACCUCUGCACGAGAUCAACGACAAGGACCACGACAACUAUACCGAAUGCUUGACGGAGAGGUUUUUCAAGAUCGUCGAGGAUGUACAAAAAUCGGUGCAAGUCAAUGUCAAUGCUCAGGACAAGGAUCGUGACACGCCGCUGCACUUGGCUCUGCGCGAUGGCAAAAAGGAGGAAGCCAAAUUUUUGCUUAGCAAAGGCGCCAACCCGAAUUUGGUCAACGCGACGGGAAAGACUGCUAUGUUCAUCGUUUGCAAUCGAUGGUCGAACGAGGACGCAUCACUCGAGCUGGCCGAGAUGGUGUUUGAGUUCAGCGAGGAGCGGUAUCGGCCCCUGCAGCUCAAUGUACAGGACGAGAAUGGCGAGACGGCACUGUUCGGUCCUGUGCGUCGCGGUCAGAAACGACUGGUCAAAUUUCUGCUGGAACGAGGCAUCGAUCCGAAUUUGGCCAGUAGUUGUGGACAAGCUCUGCACCAGACGAUUCUUCCAAAGUGCGACGUUGACGUGGUGAGGCUGAUUUUCGAGCACAGCCAAGAGAGAUACCGUCCGCUGCACAUCAACGCUAAGAAGAAAUACGGCGAUACACCGUUGCUCAUAGCCGCAAUGAACAACAGACACGAGGUAGUCGAGUUCCUACUGCGAAGAGGCGCCGAUCCCAAUGCAGCCAAUGACCAGAAACAGACUUCCGUGCAUCACUUGUGCAAGUUCGACUACAUGCCACAGCUUUAUUCGCGGGCACGAGCAUUGUUUGAGAUCUGCGCCGAGAUCGGUCAGCCGGUGAAGAUCGACGCCAAGGACAAUUUGGACCGGACACCGCUUCAAUGGGCCGUGGCGAAUCACUCGCCGAUGAUGGUCGAUCUUCUCUUGGAUCGUGGCGCCAAUCUGUCGAGCUUCGUUUUCCCGACCGAGAGUUAUUUCAAUGCAAGUUUUAAAUCGGUAUCGUUUAAACGCGUGGAGAAAAAAUUCAUCCUGGCGUCCGGUAUGAUGGCUGUAGUCGAGCGUCUGAAGGCAAGAGGAUACGAACUGGAUCGAAGCGACACCCUGAUGAUCAUGAAGGUGUUUUCCGAGUUGAAUUGGUUCGAGAAUUCGGCGGAUCUCGAAAACAAUUGGUACGACGACGAGGAAUUCGCGACAGAAGCGAAGCAGGCGAUGAUCAAGCCGAACCUGUCGCUCUACGACCUGAUCCAAUUGCGACCAGACGAAGCGAGAAAGCGACUCUCGUCGAUGGAGUACUACGAGUUCGCCCGUACAUUGGACUGGCUCCGGCUGCCCGAGCGGCUCAGGGACGUUUGUGCUCGGCACCUGUGCGAGAAACUGUCGAGACGAUAUUUCCAGCGAUGGGCUCUCUGCCCAUUCUGCGAGUUGAUUCGCCAACGACUGCCGUUGCUAUGCUGUGAAAUGAUCCUCGAUGAAUUAAUGAACCGAGAUUUACACAAUAUUUGCUUGGCGGCUUGUUAAAACCAAAGCUCGCGAUGACUCUUGCAUUUCGUGUAACCAUUACUAUAAGAAUAACGAAAAAUUGUAUACGCGUUAGGACAAAAUUGCAGCGAGACAAAUGCGUAUCCGUAUACGUACGGAUGAUUGAAAAAACAAUCAUUGAUAUAAACUUGAGCUCCGAUACAUUAGUUGGUAUUGAAAUAAUAUCAAUAAUAACGAUCGGACAGAUAAAUUUUACAAUCAAACAUGUAAAUACAAAAUGACUACAUGUGAUAUUUCUUUAUUUAUAAUGUAAUACUACAGCUGCUAAUUCAUUGGCAAAUAAAGUUUGCUUUUAAAAAA
Messenger RNA from Trichogramma pretiosum, 2762 nucleotides. Its product is annotated as ankyrin-1-like. Lineage: Eukaryota; Metazoa; Arthropoda; Insecta; Hymenoptera; Trichogrammatidae. The record is from RefSeq and is a predicted model, not a curated record. Gene Ontology annotation, molecular function: protein binding. Bases 78 to 2441 code for a protein of 787 amino acids. The transcript has a single exon.